Plutella xylostella (diamondback moth) is the source of this 1158-nucleotide messenger RNA. It is a transcript of the gene sta, whose product is annotated as stubarista 40S ribosomal protein SA. Gene Ontology annotation, biological process: translation. Gene Ontology annotation, cellular component: ribosome; small ribosomal subunit. The record is from RefSeq and is a predicted model, not a curated record. Lineage: Eukaryota; Metazoa; Arthropoda; Insecta; Lepidoptera; Plutellidae. Gene Ontology annotation, molecular function: structural constituent of ribosome.
GGUAACUUAUUUUGAGGUACAAUGCUAUUCUGUGAUACACACGAAUGAAGGUAGCUGCAGUUGAGUUGAAACGUCAGAAAAAUGACAAUGUCAAACUGACAAGUAAAUUCAUUCUUUCAUUUUCUAAUUCGCUCCCAGUGGCAUUAUACGCGUUUUGUCGUAACUCACAAAAACGCAACGAUGUCGGGAGGACUAGAUAUCCUAGCCCUCAAUGAGGAAGAUGUCACCAAGAUGUUGGCAGCCACCACACAUCUUGGUUCAGAGAAUGUGCACUUCCAGAUGGAAACAUACGUGUACAAGCGUCGUUCCGACGGCACCCACGUGAUCAACCUCCGCCGCACCUGGGAGAAGCUGAUGCUGGCCGCCCGAGCGGUGGUCGCCAUCGAGAACCCCGCUGACGUGUUCGUCAUCUCGUCCCGUCCCUUCGGACAGCGUGCCGUGCUCAAGUUCGCCGCACACACUGGCGCCACGCCCAUUGCUGGACGUUUCACCCCUGGUGCCUUCACCAACCAGAUCCAGGCUGCUUUCCGUGAGCCUCGUCUGCUGAUCGUCCUGGACCCCGCUCAGGACCACCAGCCCAUCACUGAGGCGUCCUACGUCAACAUUCCCGUCAUUGCUUUCUGCAACACUGACUCGCCUCUGCGAUUUGUUGACAUUGCCAUCCCAUGCAACACCAAGUCAUCCCAUUCCAUCGGUCUGAUGUGGUGGAUGCUGGCGCGUGAGGUGCUGCGCCUGCGCGGCGUGCUCGCCCGCGACACCAGGUGGGACGUGGUCGUCGACCUGUUCUUCUACCGUGACCCUGAUGAGAGCGAGAAGGAGGAGCAGCAGGCUAAGGAACAGGCUGUCGUAGCUGCCAAGCCUGAGGUAGCGGCGCCUGUGCAUGAGGAGUGGGCCGAGCCCCCAGAAGCCGUGACCUCGUGGGCCGAGGACGGCGCCCCGGCCGCCGCCGCCGCGCCCGCCUUCGGUGCCGCCGCUGCUGCGCCUGCCGCCGCCGGCGCGCAGGAGGACUGGGCCGCUCAGGUCCAAGACGAGUGGGGCUCCACCGCGCCGCCCGCGGCCGCCGCCACCGCCACUCCCUCGUGGGGAGGCAACACCCAGGACUGGAGCGCGUCGUAAACGUUGACUUUUCAUCGUGACAAUAUACAGUCGUAAACACUA